This is a messenger RNA of Actinia tenebrosa (Australian red waratah sea anemone), 3614 nucleotides long. RefSeq lists its product as uncharacterized. The record is from RefSeq and is a predicted model, not a curated record. Lineage: Eukaryota; Metazoa; Cnidaria; Anthozoa; Actiniaria; Actiniidae.
GAAGCUUGGCCAAAUAAUCAUCAAAGUAUCAUAUUUAAUCGUCUGUUUGCCAAUACACUCAGUAACUUGUAUUUUUGCACCUCUGUAUUUUCCUCAACAUUCUUGCUUUUGGUUCCUUACGAGGGGAAAAAUAACACAUCUAUGUGAUGGGGAAUUCUCAAGGUAGCUAUGAAGUCAGUCAUACAAAGCCUAAAGAGAAUGUGGACAGCGACUCAGAAGAUGGCGCACUUGGGAUAGAAAGCUGUGCAAUCCCCGCCAGUCGCAUUACCGCCUCAUCUUCAACUGACGCUGCACCAGCAUUCUUUGCGCGCCUCAACGGAACAAAAUCUUGGUGCGCGGGGAGUCCAGCGGAUUGCUUCCUAGAGGUUGACCUCAAUACCAUUCAUUACGUCACGGCUGUAGCAACGCAAGGGAAUCCCUCUGGUAACCAUGACUACGUCAAGAUGUAUAAGAUACAGUACUCUACGGAUGGCGUGGAGUGGCAGUUUUAUAAGGAGAAUUAUAAAGAGGUUCUGGAAGGCAACACAGACAGCGUCACCGCCGUGAAGAGAAAACUUGAUCCAAAAAUAAAAGCUCGGUAUGUUCGAUUCUGGCCCACUGCCUGGUUCCAGUGGCCUUCCCUGAGAGUCGAGAUCUAUGGCAGACCUGCACCACCAGAAAUUAUGGUAGAAAAUGGAGAAACCGUUAUUACUUUCGAGGCAAAAGAGAAACGGUCGGUGGAAGAGAAAGAAUUGAAACAUGAGUUGGAACAUGAAGAAGAAGUGAAUGAGACAAAAGAAAAGAUAGAAGAUCAGGAAAAGCUGUCACUUGACGAAAAUGAACCAGAAGAAAAGAUGAGACGAGGCCAAGAGGUGAAAGAUUUUCAACAAGUAGAAAUUGAAAUCAAAGGAUCGGAUGGUGGCAGCGGCAGCGAGGGUCAAUUGGAACAGGACGAACUGGCCAAUGAUGACGAGACGGAAACCCUGGAGAAGAUCUUUGAGAGCCUCGACACCAGCACACCUGCCAAACCAAACGGUAUAGUAAACAAUCAGACGGACAAAAACUUAGAAAGAGAAGAAGGCGGUGAUGGUAGUUUGAAACGACUCAUGGAGGUCAAAACUAAGCUCGUGUUCGAAGCAGAAGCGAGGAAACUUCGCGAGGAGCAGAUAGUAGAGAUGAGGAGAAAGAAAAAGAAGAAAGUAACGCUAGAUUAUGAGACUCCCGACUACUUUUACGUCCCACGACGGGUCUAUAACGAUAUGUGGGGUGAUUCUCCUAGUGGUUCAUUAUCAGAUGGACUGGACAACGAAAGCAAAGAGGAAAAACCUUUGAUAGAACAGAUAGACGGUGGUGCACCGUUGGCCAAACUGGAUGAUGACAUGAUCGACGAAGCCACGGACCAGACACGAACUGUAACUAUAAGGACUGUCACGACUCGAAUACAUCACGAACACGGCCGAGAACAUCACGAACACGAACAUCACGAACAACACAAACGUGGCGGAGAAAAUCACGAACAUCAGGAACACGUACAAAAACAUCACCCACAUCACGACGACCGAAUCAUCGAAAGUAAAGAUGGAACUAUCGUUACCCCGUCCUCGGCAGAGAUCAGCUACAAUGAGCCAGAAUUCUUCAAUUCAUCUGUGGCGGAAAAGAGCCAAAGCGAGCCAGAUUUCUUGUUGCUGAACGGUUUUGGUAGUAAGCCAGUACCAUUUGCUGCACGAGCAUCGUGCGAACACCUGCAUCCCUUGGACCCAGUGGUACAGGUUGCCAUGGAAUCCAGUUUCAGCGAGAGGGUCGAUUCACUUGAUCAAAUUAACCUGGACCCGGUGACCAAUCGAAGGUUUAGUGGACUCGAUCUACUGCAGUCACCGUACGAUGCUGUAAGCGGUGAUGAUAUUGAACGGCUAUUGGCUUGGGAAGAUGACACACUUCCUGGGUGGACCAGAGUCAAGAAAACACGAGACUAUGAAAUAUGGAAAGGAACAGCUGUAGAUGGUGGACCACCUAUUAUAAAGACAGUGAUCACGUUAAGAAAGAUCGCUUACGAUGAAGCGGUACGACGCAUUACUGACUGGGAAACUCGUAAAGCAUGGGACAAGACUUUUGACAACAUAACUUUCAUUGAGCAAAGCUACAACUUUAAUGUGCUUCAUUGUUCGAUCAAGAAGCAAGGCCUUACUCUAGCAGUUCUCGAUGACGUGGAUAUCGAUGAACCUUACCACGCGAGCGUUUGGAGUGUGGCUGAUCAUCCUGACAGCUCUUUACUUUCAAAAGGAAAACCUCUAAGAUACGAGACCAUGAUAUCAGGGCUGGUUAUUCGACCAACACCAGACGGCUAUCCUUCCUCAAGAGUCACGCUCAUUUGUCAAGUCAAAGGCACAGUUUCACCGCCAUUAAGGAAUUCAUUUUUAGUAGGCAACCCAGAUAAAUGGCUGGACACGCUCAAGAAGUAUUCUCCAGCAAAGAAGUAGAAAUAAUAAACAGAGUUUUAUAAGGUGAAAGUAGGUAGAUUAGUAUUUGUAUUACGAGAUAAAGAGAGAGUAGGAAUCGCGACACGACGGAAAUCAGAAAGGAGAACGACUGUUCCAACACAGUGUUUAAUGUGAACAGGUUUUACCGAGGGUAUGGUAAGCCUCAACAGAAUGAACACAGAGAUAAAACUGAGGCAAGACCAUUAGAUAAUUGAUAAUUGAAGGGUGCGUAAUUCCCCUAAAAAAUUACGAUGCAUGCACUUCACCUACCGAAAAAAUAUUGCGCAACUUUUUUUUAGAAAAGAAAUAUCUUGCAAACGCAAAAAGGGGUUAUGCUCAGGGGUUAUUUAAAAAAAUAUUGUGCAACAUAAAUUCCUGCAGCACCCUCCCCCCCUUAAUUAUCUAAUAGCCAAUCACUAAAAUCGGCAGUUGGUGAAACACCAGCUCAGUAGUGUUGGCAUUAGAUUAUGAGAAAAUGACUCGAAGGUAGUGAAUGUAUUUCUAGCUUCCAGUAAUUGAAUAUUACUAAUUACAAAAGGCAGACAAAGGGAAUUGUCUUGCGCGCCACCCCGGGAAAACGUAAACAAGAUUUAGUGAUUUUAGUUUAGUUUAGUUUAUUCGUCACUAUUUACAACCUGAGGUACAAUAUGUGAUCUAAUGAAAUAAGUGAGCUAAAUAUAGUUAUAUAGAGACAAAAAGGAAAAGAUAGUGAAAAAGAAGUAGGUUAAUAUGAUAAGAGCGUGACAGGAGGAGGAUACAGGACUUGCGUCCCAAUUGACAACCUUCCCCUAUUGUAGUAAAACUGAAAAAAUACCAGGAGGUACUUCUUAGAACAAUUUUGCAUUAUGAAAAAAUUAGUAUGAAAUACAAGAGUGGAGAGGCACUUCUGACUGCUAUUGGCGCAUCAAAACAUUAAUGUUAUUAUAUUGAAUUGUUCUAACGACUUUUCGAAGCCAAGCACGUGAUAUCUAACGACGGAAUAAUUAAUUAAUCAAAAGGGAAGCAGAAACUGGAAAGCUUCGUUUGGGUUUCCUGUGUCAAUUGUACUUUUCUACGGUCAACCUCUGUACUAAAAAUGUCGAAUAUUGACUGCGCAUGUUUAUGUAAAUUAACACCAUGUUUGGAGUUGAAAUAAUAAAACUAGUUCAAGACUAAAAA